AUAUCGAUUUCCGCUAACAACAAAUAUGGCGACAUCAGAGCAACUUGGUUACAACAUGAGUUCUCUUCCAGAUUUAGAAAAAAAUGAACAAGGGUGUUCUAUGCCUUUGGAUAAUAGAAGACAAGAGAUGAUCGAACAGGGACCGUCAAUUUUUGACAUGAUUAAGGCUGGGCUGUUGGUCCCUCUCCAAACUAUGAUUGAACAUCUUGGGCCUGAAGUGUUGUCUAGACGCGAUGAAAAGGGUCAUACACCGGCACAUUGGGCUUGUCUCGGGGGCCAUACUGUUAUUCUUAGACAUUUAAUUGACUGUAAGGCUCCGAUAAAUUUACCGAGUGAAGAUGAUCGAAAACAAAAGCCCAUUCAUUGGGCUUGUGUGAAUGGUCAUAUUCAAAUUGUUGAUAUCUUGCUACAAGCCGGUGAAAGUAUCGAUGAUACGGACGCAAAAGGGUGUACACCACUCAUUGUAUCUAGCCAAUACGGGCAUACCGUUUUAGCUGGAUACCUAUUAGGCAAGGGAGCAAACAAAGACGCUGUAGAUGUUGACGGAGAUACAGCCCUUCAUUGGGCGGCUUUUAAAGGCCAUAACGAGCUCAUGAGACUUUUAGUGUAUUCAGGAUUAAGCCCACAUCAUAGAGACAGUUAUAAUCAAACACCUCUACAUUUAUCCUGUAUCAAUGGAAAUUUAACUGCUGUUAAGGAAUUGUGUGAAAUGGACGAAGUAGAAAUUAAUAUUGAAGAUAAACACCAAAAAACUCCAUUAAUGUUGGCAUUAGGUCGCAAACAUAUGAAUAUUGUUAAUUAUUUGAAGGAACAUGCUAAACAAAGAACCUCUUUCUUACCUCGGAUCGAUUUGAAGUCUCUUGUUUUUGGACCUCCUGGCAAUAGUAAAUUCGCACUAGUAUUUUUUAUAGUAAAUGUAUUAUUCUGGGGGUAUCCGAUGUAUCUCUUUAAGUGCCUACCUCACACAUAUUAUGAAACUUCCGGCCUACAUAUACUCUUUUGGAUUUUGAAUGUUAUUAUGUGGAUCUGCCUUUACCAUGCCAGUACUAUUGAUCCUGGUUUCCUUCCAAGAAAUGUUCCAGAAUACGAUGAGGCUAUAAAAAGAGUAGCUAGAUUUAUUGAUUGGAAACAAGGGGAAAAUCCUUUGAGCAGAUUAUGCCAUACUUGUAGAACUGUGCGCCCAUUAAGAUCGAAACACUGCAGAGUUUGUAAUCGUUGCAUUAAACAUUUCGAUCAUCAUUGCCCAUAUAUUUAUAAUUGUGUGGGAUAUAAUAAUCGGUAAGUUCAAUUUUGUUUUUAUUCAAAAAUCGUUAUUUAUAAUCACUUGAAAAAUUAUUACUAUCCUUAAUAUAUGCAAUUAUACCUUCCCACCUACUUUUCGCCCUACUAUUCCUCCUAGUCCUUAUAUAUAUUUUUUUCAUGCUACAUGCUUAAGAUAAUUAGAUAAUUUUAUCAUUUUAACAAUUAUUAAUCUAUAAUUCAAAUUAUAAUUUGGUUAGCACAAUAAUAAAAAUCAUUUUUAAUGCUUUUGUCUUUGACAAACUUUAGCGCUACGCUUUUUAUAUUUUAUACUCUUUUUUUUUAUUACUUUUUGAGAUGUUUUCUUAUAUAAAAGAAAAUACAAUAUACAAACAGGCAUUGGUUUUGGUCAUUUGUUACCACAAUAUCAAUAUGUUGCCUAUUGACAUUUUAUUGGUGCUAUUAUCUUCUCGUUGAAUUUGGAUUUGAUUGGUUAACUGUUAUUGGCUUUAUUGAGGCGAUAUUCUUUGGAACUAUAGCACUUGUUGUAUGGAAUUGCACGGUUAGUUCAAAAAGAAAAUAUUAGUAUGGUUAACAAAGCAAAAAGAAUAAUCAAAAGGUCUGAUAAUGAAUAAAGAAAAGCAGUCUCCCAUCUCCUCUAUAUAAUUAGGGAAGGGAGUUGGGGAUUUUUGACAAACUUUAACUAACAAGCAGUGUGUAGCAUGAAAAAUUAUUUCUCA
Molecule: messenger RNA, 1979 nt
Organism: Dimorphilus gyrociliatus
Lineage: Eukaryota; Metazoa; Annelida; Polychaeta; Dinophilidae
Source: the annotation of a GenBank genome assembly